GAUCCCACAGAGACCAAAGAUGACCUGGAGCAGCUGACAGCAGAGAUCAAGAAAAUGGCCAACAGCGUCCGUAACAAGCUGAAGAGUGAGUGGCUCUGUCCCCACCGCCGUGUCACAGCUGUCCCUGUCCCCCUGGGACUCUGGGAUCAUGGGGGCUGGCAGUGGGAAAGGUUCCUGGUGGGUUGAGGUCUGUUUCUCUCCAGGUAUGGAGAGGAACAUCGAGCAGGACGAGGCACGAUCCUCCGCCGACCUCCGGAUACGCAAGUCCCAGGUGAGCUCCGGCCCACAGCCAGCGUCCCCAGGUCCCACCCUGUCCCUGUGGCAUGUCCAGGCGUCCCCAGGUCUCCCAAUCCUAUCCCCAAGAGCACUCUGUGAUCCCAGGCUUUGUGUCCCUCUGCUCUGUCCCCAGCACUCUGUCCCAUCGCCCUGUGCUGGGACAUGCUACAUCCGGGGUCCCCUGGGUCUCGUGCCACUGUCCCCACUCCCAGCGCAUUGUCCUGUCCGUCCUGGGACCAGGAACACGCCAUGCCCAGAGUGUCACUGAUCUGACUUCCCCUCCCCACCCCCAGCACCUCAUCCUGUCCCCUGGGCAGUGUCACGCCUCUGUCCUCGCUCCUGUCCCCCGUGAAAGUGGCCCAUGGGGAUAUGCCGUGCCUGGGGUGUUCCAUGUCCCCAUCUCCAGGGACAGGUCCAGUCCCCCAGGGCCACACCAUGCCCUGGGUGUCCCCAUGCCAAAGUCCCUGUCCCCAUCCUCACGUCCCUGUCCCUGUCCCCAGCACUCGGUCCUGUCCCGCAAGUUCGUGGAUGUCAUGACCAAGUACAACGAGGCGCAGGUGGAUUUCCGGGAGCGGAGCAAGGGCCGGAUCCAGCGCCAGCUGGAAAUCACCGGCAAGAACACGACGGACGAGGAGCUGGAGGAGAUGCUGGAGAGUGGGAACCCCUCCAUCUUCACCUCGGGGAUCAUGGACUCGCAGAUCUCGAAGCAGGCGCUGAGCGAGAUCGAGGGGCGGCACAAGGACAUCGUGCGCCUGGAGAGCAGCAUCAAGGAGCUCCACGACAUGUUCGUGGACAUCGCCAUGCUGGUGGAGAAUCAGGGAGCCAUGAUCGACCGCAUAGAGAACAACAUGGACCAGUCCGUGGGAUUCGUGGAACGGGCCGUGGCCGACACCAAAAAGGCUGUGAAGUACCAAAGUGAGGCCAGGAGGACGCUCCCGAGCAUCCCAGCGAUGUCACCUCCCGGCGGGAUCCUCCCCGGCUUUGAUCCUGGACCCCUCCUCUCCCUGCUCCUCCCGGACCUGCUGCUCUUCCCGCCGCGGGCUCCAGCACCGCCGCCUUUCCCGCCCGUCCUGCUUUCCCUGGGAUCUGCCCCUCAUGUCCCCAUGGAAGGGGACAGGAUUCCGUCCGUGGGGGCGCGGCCACUGGUGCCUCAGCCCCAGCGAGGAGUGACAAGGACACAAAUCCGAGGGCCGGACGCUCACCCGCGCGGGCAUCCCGGUGGAAUGAGGGCGGGAAUAGGGACAGGACGCGGGGUUUGGCGGCACCAGCGUGGUUUCUUGUCACCGUGCUGUGACAGACGGAGCCGUCAGGGUCCCCAUCCCCUCGUGGCUUUGAUGUCCGGGCGGGAGGAUGUGUUGAUCAUGGAUAUUUAACUCCCGCUGUAAUAAAAUCCCGCUGAUCCCGCCCUGCGCCUCCUCUCCGUGCUGGCACCGGGAACACCCAAAGCCGCCGGCACGGCUCCGGCUCGGCUCCCGGUGCCCGGGGAUCUGGGGGCUGGACCGGCCCCGUUUCCCGGUGCUGCAGGACACGAGGAGGAAGCACAGGGCUGGGAACACUCCCAGCUCCCGGGCCCUGUCCAGACUGUCCCCCCCCCACCAAGUUUUUGGGUAAGUCACGGUGUUUGGUCACCUGUCCCAGGGCACGCUGGCACUGUCACCUCCCUGUGCCACACAGAACCAGCUCACACCUGCCCUGCCCCCUUCCCCUGUCCGUGUCCCUUGCCCUAUCUCUG
This is a messenger RNA of Pyrgilauda ruficollis (rufous-necked snowfinch), 2008 nucleotides long. RefSeq names its product syntaxin 3 (gene STX3). The transcript is spliced from 5 exons. The record is from RefSeq and is a predicted model, not a curated record. Gene Ontology annotation, biological process: synaptic vesicle fusion to presynaptic active zone membrane; exocytic insertion of neurotransmitter receptor to postsynaptic membrane; intracellular protein transport. The coding region runs from base 324 to 1649 and encodes 441 amino acids. Gene Ontology annotation, molecular function: SNAP receptor activity; SNARE binding. Gene Ontology annotation, cellular component: presynaptic active zone membrane; SNARE complex; synaptic vesicle. Lineage: Eukaryota; Metazoa; Chordata; Aves; Passeriformes; Passeridae.